Messenger RNA from Argiope bruennichi, 1119 nucleotides. Its product is annotated as E2F-associated phosphoprotein-like. The coding region runs from base 326 to 1027 and encodes 233 amino acids. Lineage: Eukaryota; Metazoa; Arthropoda; Arachnida; Araneae; Araneidae. The record is from RefSeq and is a predicted model, not a curated record. The transcript has a single exon. Gene Ontology annotation, biological process: positive regulation of cell population proliferation. Gene Ontology annotation, cellular component: nucleus.
GCAUUAUUUUUUCCCCCACUACAGUAUGGUUUCAAAACAAACAAAAGCAGAAUUUCACUCAAUUUUUAAACAUAAAAUUUAGUUUUGAAAAUAUAAUUUCUUAUAAAGAUUGGAAAUUUUAUUAUUUAUCUUCAUGGACCACUGAUCAUGGCAACACAUCGUUUCUCUCACUGGUUCUAUGUUUACAUACAAAGAAAUUUGACGAACGAUUGUUUGUUUUUGAUUUCUUUGGAUACUUUUAAUCAUAUCUUUUGAUUAAUUUGUAAAUAGAACUUUUUAAGAACAAAAAUUAGGUGCAGCGUUGUUAAAAAUAGCCUGCAUCAAAAUGGAGGAUGAAUAUAUUGUUGAAGAAUAUAGCGAUGAAGACUAUGAUUCGUCAAGUUCAGAUGACGAUGUGCAAAUUUUCUUAAAAAAGGAAUGUGGGCUUUUACAAGUAGAAGAUGACUUUGAAACGGAAGUAGAUCAAGUCAUGACAGCACAUUUGCAGAAACUCAAAGGCUGUGAGGAGGAAACGCCUGUAAGUGAUUCUGCCUUGAUUUCAAAAAACGACUCAGAAAAAUCAGAUGCACAGGCUAAACAAGAUAAAAUAAAUGAUGAGCUUUUUUAUGAUCCUGAUAUGGACGAUGAAGAUGAAAAAUGGAUUAAUGAAAAAAGGCGUUCAUAUAUAUAUCCAUCUUCUUCUUCAAAUAAAAAUAAUAUUGAGAAUAAAAAACUAAAACCUCUUCCCAACAGUGAUGCAGUACUUAAUUGCCCUGCUUGUUUAUCCUUAUUAUGCUUGGAUUGCCAAAGGCAUGAUGUUUAUAAGAGUCAGUACAGAGCGAUGUUUGUUAGUAAUUGUACAGUAGUUGAAACUGAAACACUUGCAUAUUCAAAUAAAAAGAAAUUUAAAAAGAAAAAGGAACAUUCUGCAUCCAGUAAUGAAAAGGAAAUUUUUAAUCCUGUUCGCUGUACAGUUUGUAACACAGAGGUAGCAGUUUAUGAUAAAGAUGAAAUAUAUCAUUUCUUCAAUGUCUUAGCAAGUUACUGAAAGCAUUCUAUAUAAAUUAAAAAUCUGUAUAAUUAAUUAGUUUCUGGUUUUUGAAUGAAAUCAGAAUAAUAAUAAAAGAAUGUUUGAUUUUA